AUGGACAGCGACGAUGAUUUCGGUCCUCUUGAGACCAGCGAAGUUAGGGAGCUGCGGACAAGGAUGGGCCCCAAAACGGCCAGUGGCGAUGAUAAAUCGUCCAGCGAAGAUGAAGCAACAUCGAUCAAGUCAGAGAGUGACGGCGAGGAAGUUGUGCUGCCCUGUGUAACCGAGCAUACAGAGCUUGACUCUGUAAAAUCUGAACCUGAAUCGCAAAGUGAUGAUAAUUCCGAUGAUGAUGAGAGAAGUGACCUAAUUUCCAGCUACGUCAGCGCCUCAAAGUCGAAACUGGAAUGUAGCGAUUCUUCAGAUGAAUCGCAGGAAUCGUCCGAUGAAUAUGAUGUAAAGUCUGAGGCCGAAACGGAAGAUGAGACAAAUCAGGCUAAGAAUGAAUUGGUUGAGGACAAGGAUCAAAAUAUGGAUAGUAUCGAUAUUGUCGCACGCGUGAAGAAAGGAGAUAAAUCAUCUGUAAACACAAAAAAGAAGGAAGCAAAGAAGCAGAAAUCGAAGAAGAACGACGCAGAAGGAGAGAAGGAGGUACAGGUAGAUCAACCCAGUUCUAGAAAAGAAAAAGAGCUUAUGUCGCUUGUUUUUGGUGGCAAAGCGGCAUUAGUUUCACAAUUAAACAGACAAGAGAGGAACAUAGCAAAAGAUAAACGUUCAACACAACCUGAAGAAGAUGUACGAACAACGGACGACAAAUCCAAAACAAAACGAGCGGCCAUUUGGCACGAUUCGGAUGAUGACGAUGAAGAGGAUUCGGCAAACAUCAAGCGAAACAAGUUCUCCCGUCUAGAAUUGCCGGAACAGGUAAAUAAAGAAAGACGUCGAAAACAGUUCGAACAGAUUGUUGGCAAACCAAAGUGGGCCGAUCUGGAUCGAGUGGUGGAGCCCGAUUCGGACGAUGAGAUCCUUCGAACGGUAGGGCACGUCCUUAAGGGAACACCUUCACAGGGACUGCCUAAUGGUAUGAUAGAGCUAAAAAAGUUAAAGAAUUUGAACCGCGAAACGAAAAACGAAGGAGAAAUUAGCUCCAUCAACUUCCAUCCAACAUCGAUGGUGGCGGUCAUAACCGGCAAACGUGGACUGGUGUCGAUCGUCGCAGUAGAUGGAGUGCGCAAUGAGAAGCUGCACACGCUCUGGUUACCGAAGAUGCGUGUCGUUUGCAGUAGUUUGUCGCCGGAUGGCGACGAAGCCGUGUUCGGCAGCUACCGUAAGUUCUUUCACGUUUACAAUCUGAUCAGCGGGCAGAGCUACACUCGCAAGAUACCCGAGCGGGCGACGUGGUUGAUGAAAAAUUUUCGAGUGUCGCAAUGUGGAAAGUAUCUGGCCUCCGUUGGAGAGUGCGGCGAGGUACAUCUCAUGAGCGCCAAGUCGAAAGAGAUGCUGCAAACGAUCCAGUUACGACAGGUGUGUUCGUCGCUAGCAUUUACGCCCGACUCAAAAUACCUGCUGUGUCACAGCAAUGAUACGGACGUGUCCGUAUUUAGCCUGGAGAAAAAGAGGAUAGUGAACAUGUUCAUAGACGAUGGCUGCGUGAAUGGAUCAUGCAUAGCCAUCUGCCCCAAUGGACAGUAUGUGGCUACAGGUAGUAGACAGGGCAUCGUUAAUAUCUACGCGGUGGAAGUUACGCUAACGCAGAAACAACCAGUACCACUGAAGACCUUUUCCAACUUGACCACUUACAUUGAUUCGCUUUCGUUCAAUGCGACAUCGGAGCUGCUGGUGAUUGCAUCGUCUACUAUUAAAAAUGCGGUUAAGCUAAUCCACGUUCGGAGUGGAACAGUGUUCCGAAAUUUUCCGCUAUAUAUGACACACCUAGGGCAUAUAACGGCGGCCCAAUUCUCUCCUGCUGGCGGAUAUCUGGCACUCGGAACAAAGCAAAGCACGGUUUUGUUGUAUAGAGUGAAACAUUAUCCAAAUUAUUAA
This is a messenger RNA of Anopheles marshallii, 1929 nucleotides long. RefSeq names its product U3 small nucleolar RNA-associated protein 18 homolog (gene wcd). The transcript has a single exon. Gene Ontology annotation, biological process: rRNA processing. Gene Ontology annotation, cellular component: Pwp2p-containing subcomplex of 90S preribosome; small-subunit processome. Bases 1 to 1929 code for a protein of 642 amino acids. The record is from RefSeq and is a predicted model, not a curated record. Lineage: Eukaryota; Metazoa; Arthropoda; Insecta; Diptera; Culicidae. Gene Ontology annotation, molecular function: protein binding.